Messenger RNA from Phialemonium atrogriseum, 1599 nucleotides. RefSeq lists its product as uncharacterized. Gene Ontology annotation, cellular component: membrane. NCBI's taxonomy places the organism in Eukaryota, Fungi, Ascomycota, Sordariomycetes, Cephalothecales, Cephalothecaceae. The transcript has 3 exons. The record is from RefSeq and is a predicted model, not a curated record. The coding region runs from base 388 to 1407 and encodes 339 amino acids.
UUGGUGGAGUCGGCGCGGCCUUGCAGCUGUGGGGCAUCGCAUAACGUCACAUCUGCGGACCACGUCGACCAACCAACAGAGCUAGGCUUCCACCCCGGACUUCAUGAUCCAUCAUCGCUUGUUCGUAUCAAGGAAGCGCUGCCUCCCUCAACAACUGAUGGUAUCCUCUGUAUCACCGACCACGAUGGAUGCAAGCAGCCACACCCUUGGUUGAAGCUACCGCGUCCUGAAGCCAAGGCAUCCAUCCGCAUCCGGCGCACAGCGCUGCAACCCAACCAAGCUAAGCUCCGAGCAGCUGGAUCAGGCAUCUACCGACCUCCCUUUGACAAAGCCACCUCCGGCGCCCCUUCGACGCUUCACGAUCCCCGAACAGCGCAGAUUAUUAUAAUGGAGGCGCUAAAGAUGGAUGAUCUCUGCGCAGACCUACGACAGCCCAGCUUCGUCAACCUGGUGGUGUCCAUCCUCAUCCUUGUCGGCCUCUUGAUUAGCUACCUCCCUCAGAUGGUCAGGAUCAUCUCUAGAGGAACCUCCGAAGGCAUCUCCCCGUACUUCAUCCUCCUCGGCACCACGUCCGCGACCUCGGGCUUUGCCAACAUUAUCCUCCUUCCGAAGUCCCGCCAGGAUGUCGCCUGUUGCAAGGAGCUGGAAACGUUCAACUGCGUUGCUGGGCUUUUGGGAAUUGCGCAACUGGGCGUUCAGUGGAUAUGCUUCACAUUCAUUUUCGUUCUUUUCCUCGUCUUUUUCCGAUAUAAAACCUCCAACGUACCGGAAGAAGAGCUUGGCGGUGAUGCCCCGCGAUGGCAGACGGCCUUAUUCGUCGCGACUCUUACCCUCUUCCACGGACUUCUUGUCAUCGUCACAACGGCCGUGAUAGCAACCGUCGGCCCGCAGCACCUCUCUCUGUGGGCCAACCUUCUCGGCGCGAUGGCUGCCGCUCUAGCGGCUGUCCAAUACAUACCCCAAAUCUGGACGACAUACUGCCUCAAGCACGUCGGCAGUCUGAGCAUUCCCAUGAUGUGCAUGCAGACGCCCGGAGGGUUCCUCUUCGCCGGAAGUCUGUUUGCCCGUCUCGGAUGGGACGGAUGGAGCUCGUGGGGUAUCUUCCUGUUGACCGCUACGAUGCAAGGCAUGCUGCUCAGCAUGGCUAUCUACUACGAGCUUCGGUUGAAGAAGGACGAGCCUCCCAAGUCGCCGACACGACCCAGGUUGCACCUCUCCGCCAACGGUUUCGAUGAUGACACCCCCGGGCGGUACACUUCGCAUCCGGAGCACUACGCAGAUUCGCCGGAGCAGCUGUCGCGGAUACUCGACAGGCAAGAGAGCGAUGCUGCCGCCGAGACGGCGCCUUUGCUCCGGCCCGGCGGUAUCGGCGAUCCCCACAGGAACUAUGACACCAAUCGAGGCUAGAAGAAUCGAAAAGUCAUUCCAUAUUGAGGGGGCCGGCCUUGGCAUUUGUUUCUCCAGGUAGAGCGGCCAGAUCACCGGGUGCGAUGGUAUUUUAACCGCUUGGCGAAUUCCUUUCACUUCCUUUCUGGCCGGGUAUUCUGACGAUAUAAGUACCUUACCUUUCCCCUUGUACAUAUAUACGGGGGUGUGACG